Drepanopeziza brunnea f. sp. 'multigermtubi' MB_m1 is the source of this 384-nucleotide messenger RNA. RefSeq lists its product as uncharacterized. The record is from RefSeq and is a predicted model, not a curated record. Lineage: Eukaryota; Fungi; Ascomycota; Leotiomycetes; Helotiales; Drepanopezizaceae.
AUGGGAAUUCCCCAGAAGAAAACCAAGACCAAGACUCGGAGAAGAUUGAGGGAUCUCGAUCAGAUCAAAGCUGAUAUCGCCUCCCCGAAACAUCUCGAGCAACACAAGAGCACCAAAGCUCCUGAGGAUCUGCCAGGUCUGGGCCAAUACUACUGUCUCGAGUGCGCAAAAUGGUUUGAGAGUGAGCACAGUCUGGUUACACAUCGCAAAGGAAGCACACACAAGAGACAGGUCAAAGCAUUAAAGGCGGAACCAUACACGCAAAAGGAAGCCGAGGCAGCCAUUGGGCUCCGAACAGACAAUGGACCUAAAUUAGCCGCCAAACAGAAUACCUACGAUGUGGAGGCAGAGAUGGAGAAUUCGGGCUUUGUGGAGGAUACUUGA